This is a messenger RNA of Nicotiana tabacum (common tobacco), 1023 nucleotides long. NCBI's taxonomy places the organism in Eukaryota, Viridiplantae, Streptophyta, Magnoliopsida, Solanales, Solanaceae. The record is from RefSeq and is a predicted model, not a curated record.
AUGAUCAAGAGCUGGUUCUCUUAUAUACUUGGAAUUGACCUGCAAAAUGAAGUCUUGGUCGUCUUUCAGACCACCUACGGAAGAGAAGACCAUGAGAGACAGGACAUAUUGACUUGUCAUAUCCACCCUACACAGUUAGAUAGAUUCUCUUUAACUGUUUUGAAGAAAGAUGCAACCAAAGUUAAUGGUCAAGGGGAUAUCAUAACUACAACUCAGUUUAUCAAAGAUGGUGAAAUUAUUGUUUCCUCUGGCGGAACAUUCGAAUUGGGUUUCUUCAGUUCAGGAGAAACUUCUACAAAUCGAUAUGUUGGAAUAUGGUACAAGAAACCUUCUGUUAUUACUCCAGUUUGGGUUGCUAAUAGAGUAGCUCCUGUCACCAAUAAAUCUGGGGUCUUGAAAGUCAUUCAGUCAGGUCUUGUUGUUCUUGUCAAUGAUACUAAUGCCACUGUUUGGUCAACCAAUUCAUCAACAACUGUGCAAAAUCCUGUUGCUCUGUUGCUGGACACUGGAAAUUUUGUGGUGAGGGAUGUAGAUGAUCCAAAUCCUGAAAAUUUCCUCGGGCAAAGCUUUGAUUAUCCUAGCAAUACAUUGCUGGCCGGUAUGAAACUUGGAACGGACUUGGAGACUGAACUAGAAAGGUAUCUUAGCUCGUGGAGAAGUAAUGACGAUCCUGCUCCCGGGGAAUAUACUUAUCACUGUGAUCCCACUGGUUAUCCGCAAGACCUUAUGAGAAAACGCCCUAAUGUGACUUUUAGAGCAGGGCCAUGGAAUGGUCUUCGGUGGAGUGGUGCACCCAACAUGGUGAACAACUCGAUCAUUUAUUUUGGCUUGAUCAUGAACAGUAGGGAAAUUAAUUACAAUUAUAAACUAGUGAACAAAUCAGUUAUUUCGACGUUAGUGAUAAAACCUUUUGGAAAAACUAUGCGUAUCAUUUGGAUUGAGAAGACUCAGAGUUGGUUUAACUAUCACUCUGCAGAUGCAGAUUACUGUGACACUUACAAGUUAUUGUUGCGGAAACCAAAU